Ostrea edulis (European flat oyster) is the source of this 4729-nucleotide messenger RNA. RefSeq lists its product as uncharacterized. Bases 2498 to 4171 code for a protein of 557 amino acids. The record is from RefSeq and is a predicted model, not a curated record. NCBI's taxonomy places the organism in Eukaryota, Metazoa, Mollusca, Bivalvia, Ostreida, Ostreidae. The transcript has 4 exons.
CAUCAAGGUCGCCAUUUAACAGCGGGAGCAAUUCGAAGUGCUGGAUUCUGGAUAAUUGGUGCUAGGAGAUUAGUCUCAUCCGUACUUCACAAGUGUUUCAAAUGCAUCAAAUUACGUGGAAAGUGUCUGUGUCAAAAGAUGUCAGACCUUCCUGUUGAUCGUUUGGAGCCUAGCCCACCUUUCACCUACAUUGGCCUAGAUACUUUUGGUCCUUGGGAAAUUGUUACUCGUCCGACCCACGGAGGAUCUGCAAACUCAAAAAGAUGGGCAAUCUUAUUCACCUGCCUUACAACAAGAGGAAUUCACAUUGAAGUCGUGGAGGAACUAAGCUCAUCAUCAUUUAUCAAUGCCUUUAAACGGUUCGAGGCGAUACGAGGAAAAGUUGUGCAAAUUCGUUCGGAUCAAGGAACCAAUUUCGUAGGCGCUAUUCACGACUUAAAAAUCGAUUCUACCGGAGUUAACCUUGAAGAUGGAAAAGUGAAAAAAAUCCUGUAUGAACAAGGGACCACAUGGAAAUUUAAUCCGCCUCAUUCGUCCCACAUGGGUGGCGUGUGGGAACGCCUCAUUGGUGUUGUUAGACGGGUGAUCGAUGCGGUCAUGUUGGAGAUACCGGCUGGAUCUCUAACUCAUGAAGUGCUUGUGACUUUCAUGGCCGAAGCGUCGGCAGUUGUUAACGCGCGACCAAUAAUCCCGUUAUCUGAGGAUGCAGAUGAACCGUACCCACUUAGUCCUUCAAUGAUACUUACCCAGAAAACUCCCGUGAUCGUCGACAUCUCAGUUGAUAAGAAGAACAUGUAUCAUGCUCAGUGGAAACGCGUUCAACACAUGGCAGAUUUAUUCUGGACACGCUGGAGGAAAGAGUACCUUAAUACUUUACAGACUCGUCGCAAGUGGACGCGCUGUGAAAGAAACAUUACAGAAGGUGAUAUCGUGUUACUUCGCGAUAAAGAUGUUCAUCGUAACCUGUGGCCUAUGUGUAUUAUUGUGAAAACUUUACCCAGUGAUGAUGGAAACAUUCGGAAAGCUGAAAUUCGUGUCGUGAAACAAGGUUCUCGGUCAUCGACAUUCAUUCGUCCAAUUGCAGAAAUGGUACUGUUACUGCCUAAUGAAUAGACUUGUAGAACUUUUGUACUUGUACAUAUGUGAUGUUAUAAACAUCAGACGGGGAGUGUUCUGUCAGAUUCAUAUUUUUUUUUUUUUUUUUUUUGAUUUUUCCAUUAUGUAAAUACUCAUUGUUUAUUACAUAUUCCAUAUCAUAUUAUAUUCAGAGUUAUCUUCCUUUGUGAAGAUAGUGAGUUAUCUGCCCAUUGUCGAACUCUUUUUUGUGUUUAGACAUAUUAGAGUUAUCUCCCUCAUUUUCUCGUGCAAGUUGAAAACAGUCCGCCAUUUAGAAUUCCACAUGUGAAGAUGUGAUGAUGCUUUUGCCUUCUUUUACCUGAGUUUACGUCAAAUUCGUGGCCUAUUACCAUUUAUUUACCUCAUUCGCUCACUCAUUCGUUCACUCGCUCACGUACUAUGACGUGCUCACUUACGUACCCACUCAUGUACUAGCUCAUUCAUAGCUCGUUCACUCUCUGAAUACUUGCAUUUACGCAAUAAACAUGGAACUAUUGGCUGUGUUGUGACUGAUUGUGACAGUGAGGUUUAGCUGGCUGUUUCAGACAGCAUAUGGCUGGUCCAGAAUUAUUAUUGUCAUACAGAUUAUAUUCGGUAGCGUUCAAAUAAAAAAGAUAAUUAUUGUUGGCGAUGUUCAGUAAUUAUUAUUGUGGUGGAAAGAUUAUAUUUAUAAAGAUAAUGUGUGACUUUAAAUCGGGUCAGUUUUUAUAAUUAUUGCGGCAGUAUUUAUAAUUAUAAAAAUGUCAUAAAUGAAGAAUAUUUUUCUUUUGGGGAUGAAAUUAUAAUUUGGUAUCUGAGAAUCGGGACAGAUUAUUAUUAUCACUGCGAUAUAAUAAUAAUAUCGGCAAAUAGGGGGAAAUUUUGAUUUUUGGAAGAGAUUAUAAUUUUGGUAUUUUAUAUAGGGAAAAAUAAUAAUAAUGUGGGGGUACCCUACCGCUUUCCACAUAUAUAUAUAUAUAUAUAUAUAUAUACAAAGCACUAAAAUGACCAACGACACGAACAACGAGAUUGUCAAAUGUAACGUGUGAACGUUUCAAAUGUAUUCCUGGUGUAUUCCUUUAUGUUAAAUUUUCAAAUAAAAAGAAUUAAAGAACAAUGGUUGAAAGUUUACACAUUUAUUCAAUGAACAAAUUUACACAUAAUUUACUGACCUCGUCUAACAGUUGACAGAAAAUAGAUAGGCGAGAGGUUUCGUUUUCAUUUCUCGGAAACGCGGCUAUUUCUGAAAAUCGCUAUGACUUUGUUUUGUAAACAAUGAGCUCAGCUAAAUAGCAAAGAUCGCGCAUCACUGAUAAGACCUAAUUAUAGAUAGGAUAAAGAUAACGCACAGCCUCGUUAUCAAAUGUAGUACAAACAUUGGACAGCGUGUACUACAUUCCUAAUGGCCACGCCGAUAUCAAAAGAAAAAAAGCUAACACACGGUGCAACAAGACACUGCUGUUAUGGAAUAUGCAACAGUGACAGUAGAUAUGCUGAUCGAGAAUAUAUGACUGGGGUUUUUUGGAUACCAUUUCCAAAACCCAAGAGGAAUCUGGAAAAAUGUCAGCGAUGGGCGCGUGUGUGUGGCAGGGAAUAUUUUACCGUUGAAAAGGUUACAAGAUGGACAUACAUAUGUAGUAAACAUUUUGUGGGUGGAAAUGGACCGACAGCAGAACAUCCUGAUCCCAUUCCAGCAACUCUAACGCCAAAUCAGGCGGAAAAAUUCUCUAGGAAAAGGAAACCACCCACUCCACGGAGCAAUCCUGUUUCUAAAAGAAUGUUAAAGGACGUGUCAGAAGCAUUACUAUCCUUACAAGAUGAGGCAAUACCUUCAACUUCUACUAGCACUUGUGAUAUGCAUCGUGGCCAUAUUAAGGAGAACAGAACAAAUAUAGUCAACCAUGAUCAGUCUGACACUAUAUGUACUGGGACCGGGUCUGAUAUGAAUCAGAAUGAACAUGUCAAACAGGAGCAGACCCAAAAGAACGCAAUUCAUUGUGCAACACAAAUACAAGAUUGUGGGACACAAACUACUUUUCAUUGCAGUGAUAUUCUUGCCAAUAAAAUUGAGAGAAGGCUGAGGAAAAAUGAAGGGCAUUCAAAGCAAAAGAGUCCGCAAAAACAGAACACCAAAAACAAGUUUGAUUACGAGCAAUUGGCAACAAAAGGAAAACUUUUUAAAUUUUACACAGGUUUAAAUGUUGAACAAUUUAACCACUUUUUUAAGGUCUUGGAAAAUGCCGGAGGUGUAUAUGAACUGAAAUAUUGGAAAGGAAAUAAAACAAAAUCACCAAAGAAAAGGCGAAACGACUCAAAACAACGACAAACCAAACUAUCGACAAGAAAUCAGUUAUUAUUGGUUCUUAUGAAGUUAAGGCAUAGGUUUCCAAAUAAAGAUCUUGCAUACAGAUAUGGAGUAAGCAUCAGUACUGUCUCUUCAACAAUUAACACUUGGAUUCAAUAUUUAUAUAAAGUUACUGGUGGUAUUCGUAAAAAAAUGUUUCCAUCUAGGGCUUUAAUUCAAAAACAUUUGCCUGCUUGCUUUAGGUCCUUCAAAAAUGUCCGUGUGAUAAUUGAUUGCUUUGAGAUAUUUACUCAGUCAUCACGGGAUUUUGCUGAGCAAGGUAAUAUGUAUUCCUCGUAUAAAAAUAAUCCAACAUUGAAAUGUUUGGUUGGUGUUGCACCUACAGGAGCAGUUACAUUUUUAUCAGAUGUAUAUGAGGGAAGUAUAUCAGACAAGGAGAUAACUGUAAAGUCUGGUUUGGCUGACUUGCUUAAUCCUGGAGACUUGGUGAUAGCGGAUCGAGGGUUUUUGAUUCGGGAUAUACUGAACCCAAGAAAAGUAGACCUUAACAUUCCACCAUUUCUUUCAGGAAGAGAUCGACUAACCCCUCAAGAAGAAAUAUUGACAAAACGCAUUGCACGAGUACGCAUUCAUGUGGAACGAGCAAUUGAGCGCAUGAAAAAAUUUAAAAUAAUAGGAACAACAAUACCUCUUAGUCUCAAACCAGUAGCCACAGAAAUAGUGCAUAUAAUUGGAUUUCUAGUCAAUUACCAAAGUCCACUUGUAAAAUGAGCAUUGAACAUUAAACUUGAUAAAAUAAUUCUAAAUUUAUAAAUGAAUUCCAGCCUGACCUUGCAUUCAUUAGAGAAGUAUCUUUUUGUUGCAUGAUUUUUUUCUUCAGUACAUUUAUUGUGGUUCAGAUGAUUGGGCUAAUAUCUGCUUGAUUAUUAUAGUUCGUCUUUUACUGCCUUUGUUUUCUUUUGACCACUUGUUUGGGGGGGGGGGGGUUGAGAUCUCACUAGUUUAACCCCACCACAUUUCAUGUGCCUGGCCCAAGUCGGGUAUUGUGGUCACAAGUUUGUCUGUAUUUUUGUGUUAAAUGUUACGUAAUGUACAUGUACAUUUUGGUAAUAUUCAUGCAAGAGCGACUAAAAUUUUACAUAUACACGUUUUAUUUAUUUGAGGCAAUUUUCACAAGGAGUGGAGUUCCACCCUUAUGGAAGGCCUUUUGGAGACCUCUAGAUUUGUGGAUUGAGUGUGGUCUCUGAAACUUACAAAUGUAGUCUAUAUCUUUUCACACAUUGUGAAAGUGUGACACUGUUCAAAACCAAUAAAAAUCUGAAUCUAUAA